GGGUGGGAAACUGAGGGACCAGCUGGUGAGAUGGGAUGGUCACAGAGGGAAAUGGGGCGGUGAAGAGUGAAUGGAAGUGGUGUCCCAGGCAAGGAUGAGACUGAGUGGGGCGGGGGCCGGCGGGGGCAGCUCGAACCCUGGGCGUGGCUGUGGGGGCGCGGCAGGUCGGGAGGCGGGGCUCGACGGGUCGGGUCUGGAGCCGGCUUCCACCUGGAGCAGCGGGACGCCGAGCUGAGCGCUCCCCACCUGGGCACCUCCUCCGGCCUUGGCGCGGCGGGCCAGGGGGCAUGGCUGCAGUGGGGCAGCUCCACCCUGCUCUCCCCCCUGCCCUCGCCCUCGGCAUCCUCUGCCCCUGCCGCCACUUCCUCCUCCUCCAACUGCUGCUGUUAGUUCGGGUCAGCGCCCCUGGCAGCGGUUCUGGGGCCGGGAUAUCGGAGCCUUCCUUUGAGGCAAAAUGUGAGGACCGCUUGUUUAAGAACUUGUUUCAAGACUAUGAAAGAUGGGUCCGACCUGUGAAGCACCUGAAUGACAAGAUCAACAUUAAGUUUGGCCUUGCAAUCUCUCAGUUGGUGGAUGUGGAUGAGAAGAAUCAGUUAAUGACCACAAAUGUGUGGUUAAAACAGGAAUGGGUUGAUGUGAAAUUAAGAUGGAACCCGGAUGACUAUGCCGGAAUCAAAGCUAUACGUGUCCCCUCAGACUCCAUCUGGACUCCAGACAUAGUAUUGUUUGACAAUGCAGAUGGACGCUUCGAAGGGACCAGCACAAAGACAGUUGUAAGAUAUGAUGGCACUGUGGCUUGGACUCCCCCGGGGAACUACAAAAGCUCCUGCACCAUAGAUGUCACCUUUUUCCCAUUUGAUCUCCAAAACUGUUCUAUGAAAUUCGGAUCGUGGACCUAUGACGGAUCUCAGGUGGAUUUAGUUUUGGAGGAUUAUGAUGUAGACAAAAGAGAUUUCUUUGAUAAUGGAGAAUGGGAAAUAGUGAGUGCCACCGGAAUCAAAGGGAACAGAACGGACGGAUGUUGCUGGUAUCCCUAUGUGACUUACUCAUUUGUAAUUAAGCGUUUGCCUCUUUUUUAUACCCUUUUCCUCAUCAUCCCCUGCAUUGGGCUCUCAUUUUUAACUGUGCUGGUCUUCUAUCUUCCUUCAAACGAAGGUGAAAAGAUUUGUCUUUGCACUUCAGUGCUUGUGUCCUUGACUGUCUUCCUCCUGGUUAUUGAAGAGAUCAUCCCAUCCUCUUCUAAAGUCAUCCCUCUCAUUGGAGAGUACCUCGUGUUCACUAUGAUCUUUGUAACAUUAUCCAUCAUGGUGACUGUCUUCGCAAUCAACAUCAACCACCGCUCCUCCUCGACGCACAAUCCCAUGGCACCUUGGGUGCGUAAAAUCUUUCUUCAUCAGCUUCCCAAACUUCUUUGUAUGAGGAGCCACGUGGAUCGGUACUUUGCCCACAAGGAGGGAGCUGAAAAGAGCAAUGGCGCCAGGUCUCCUCGGAACACCUUGGAGGCUGCCCUCGAUUCUAUCCGCUAUAUCACGAGGCAUGUCAGGAAGGAGAAUGAUGUCCGUGAGGUUGUUGAAGACUGGAAAUUCAUAGCCCAAGUGCUUGAUCGGAUGUUCUUAUGGACUUUUCUUCUGGUUUCAAUAAUCGGAUCACUUGGACUUUUUGUUCCUGUUAUUUAUAAAUGGGCCAAUAUCCCCAUAACAAAUCAUACUGGGAAUGCGAACAAAUGAUGCUGCCUCAAGGAUGGUCUAGACGGGAUUAACCAGAAAAGGUACCCGGGAUGUCUGAAGGCCUUCUCUGGCAAUUAGGAAGAAAUAAAACAGAAUAAAUCAUAUUUAAAUUUUAAAACAACGUCGGCAUCCUCACACUUGCUAAAGAUCCUAUUUCGUGGACACUAACUAGCUUUCUCUAAGAGACUGUCUCCAAGAGGACCAACCUGCAGAAAUAAUGUAGCCCCCAAAGUGUGUUGUUCGAAUAAUGGCAUUUUGAGAUGCAAAUUGAAAUUAGAAACUGCUCUCCAAACUGUAAGAUUGAUCAUUGACCCAAUAUAUCUUCCUCAGUUAUGCCAGCUUAUGACCAGUAAUGCAUGGGGUUUUGUAGAAAGUCUUUUCUCUUGACAUCAUUGGAGAAUGCUAGUUUUAUUCAUAAUAACAACUCUCAUUUAUACAGAGAUUUAAGGUUUAACAUUAGUUUGAAAUAUGUUCUGCCUUGGGCGAUGGAAUCCAAAAUCUAAAAUCCUGAUUCCUUUUAGCGAAUCUUCAUCUUGUAAAUAAUCUCUAUUUUUUCAUAUGUUAAACAUCUAAUGUUUUAAUUUUAUUUAAAUUGUAAGAGAGCACCAUGCUGCUUUCUGGUCUUUCAAAAUCAAGAUUUUUCUUUAUGGGGGUAGGAUUGGAAGUUCCCUUCGAGUUUUCCCCUUUCAGAAGAAGUCUACCAUUCAUUUUGUUCGUUAUUUCUGCAUAUCUCAUUUUUCUGUGAAUGGGAUCCCAUUCUUCCACCAUAAAAUCACAUAAAUGUUAACAUGCUUGGCUGUGUGCUCCCAUAGAAGCAUUUUCUUCAGGGCUCUUACUUUUAAUUUUGUCGCUAUUUCCCUCUCUUCCCCAAAUCCUGGCCCUUGGAUCAAAAGCAAUUAUUUUGGGUUUAAAUUAAAUUAAAUUAAAUUAAAUUAUAAUAUAUCUCAUUAAUAAUUGGGUUCAAAUUCCACCUCCUGGGUAACCUUAGCUUCCUAGGUCUUCACUACUAGAUCCCAGCCCCAUAGGGAUUUGGUGAAGGGGCUUCCCUCCACAGGGAGUUCCCUCACACUAUCCGAAAUCCCAGAUCCUUUCUUGUAUUAUUCAUUCUUUUGUUCAAAGCGUUGUGAUUUUGAAUCAUCCAAUUAGAAUUAAGCUAAUUCUCUACCUCGAGUAUUUACAUUAUAUGUUGUACACAGAGACAGUUCUGGCUGCAGCUUCCAUAGUGGAUUUUUCAUAUAUUCUUAGUGGAAUCCCUUUUCCAUGCAAAGAGCCUCCUGGGCUUAAAGACAACAUUCAACCUGCCUCCGGUUUGCCAAACGCUCAUCUGAGCGCAGCAAUGCUAAGCUUGCUUUGGCUUCUCCUUGUCAAAAUUCCCAGUCUAACUUGGGCAAGAGGAGAUACGCAAAAGGAUCUUCUGGUAAGAAGCACUUGAUCACAAACUUGUGGCUCAUAACCAUUCUAAACAUACAUUCAUGGCUAAAGGGAUUGGCAAGAAAGUUGGUGAUCUUUUGAUUUUUUAAUUCUUAAAGAGUCACUUGAAUUUAGAUGAUGACAUCAGGAAGACUUCAGAUCCAGCCUCAGACACUUCCUGUCUGAGGGACCCUGGACAGGUCCCUGAUUCGCCUCAGUUUCCUUGUCUGUAAAAUGAGCUGGAGAAGAAUAUGGCAAACCUGUCCAGUAUCUUUGCCAAGAAAAACCUAAAUUGAGUCAGGAAGAGAGUUGGACCCAACCAAACCAAUAUAACUCAAUAAAUCAUAAAGCCCAACUUGGGUUGAAGCAUUUAUUCUGUAGAUUAACUCUUUGGAGGGCAGAUCCCAUAGCCAGUUAACUUGCAUUUUAUAGUCAGUAGAUAUUUUAGUAAAUACCAUUUGGCAGUCAUGAAGAUGAAUUGGUUUAAUGAAUCUCUUGCAUAAUAAACUCUAAUAUUUUAGAACAUCCUGUGUGCUCCCUUGGCAUCCAUAGAAGAUCAAAGACCUAGAAGAGUCCUCAGAGGCCAUCCUACUUUACAGAGGAGGAGACUGAGGCCCAAGGCCAUUGAGUAACAUAUCCAAGGUCACACAAUCAGUAAAUAUUCAAGACAGAACUUGGAACAGAAUUGCAUGGGAUGGGCAGCCCCAGAUGGGUCGCCAUCUGGCUUGCUGGAGGCAACAUUCAAAUCUCUAAGAUCACAGAGCCAUUGGCAUAUUGGGACAGUUUAGCACAGACGUGCCUGGAACUCUUAAUAGCUUCCCCACCCUCUGUGGCUUUAAAAUGCUUCAAGAACAAAUAAAAUUCCUAAAAAUAUGCCUCUUGAAAAA
Molecule: messenger RNA, 4024 nt
Organism: Monodelphis domestica (gray short-tailed opossum)
Lineage: Eukaryota; Metazoa; Chordata; Mammalia; Didelphimorphia; Didelphidae
Gene: CHRNA5
Product: cholinergic receptor nicotinic alpha 5 subunit
Biological process (GO): monoatomic ion transmembrane transport
Cellular component (GO): postsynaptic membrane
Molecular function (GO): transmembrane signaling receptor activity; acetylcholine-gated monoatomic cation-selective channel activity
Source: RefSeq, a predicted model, not a curated record